This is a messenger RNA of Dromiciops gliroides (monito del monte), 321 nucleotides long. RefSeq names its product polyubiquitin-B-like. The coding region runs from base 1 to 321 and encodes 106 amino acids. Gene Ontology annotation, molecular function: protein tag activity; ubiquitin protein ligase binding. The record is from RefSeq and is a predicted model, not a curated record. Lineage: Eukaryota; Metazoa; Chordata; Mammalia; Microbiotheria; Microbiotheriidae. Gene Ontology annotation, biological process: modification-dependent protein catabolic process; protein ubiquitination. Gene Ontology annotation, cellular component: cytoplasm; nucleus. The transcript has a single exon.
AUGGUGACAUGGUAUUUGAAGGUCUGCUAUAUGGAACAUCAGCAAAGAUUGAUCUUUGCUGGGAAACAGCUAGAAGAUGGCUGCACCCUUUCUAACUACAAAUCCAGAAAGAAUCUUUAUUUAGUCCUUCUUCUCAGUGGUGGGACACAUAUCUUUGUGAAGACCUUGACUGAUAAAAACAUCAAACUUGAAGAGAUGCCUAAUCACAUCAUUGAGAAGAUCAAGUCAAAGCAGGUGGAAGAUAGGAAUAUCCUGUGUGACUACAAUAUCCAGAAAGAAUUCAUCCUGCAUUUGGUCCUACACUUGAUGGGAGGUUUCUAA